CAUUCAGUGUGUCACGGUGUCUCUGCUGCGCGUCUUCUGACCCCUACAGUGAGUCCAAACCUUUGCGUUCCUCCAUGUGAAGCAGCCGCACGCACCGGGGCACGAUGCUUCCGAACACCUGGAUGGAUGUGGAGGAGGCGGUUUGUUGCACUUGUGCCUUUGGAGCUCCGUCUUAGCGCGUCUUGUGUUGGGAACGAGAUGUUCUGGAUGUAUUUUCUCCGGAGAUUUUAAAGUGCAGAGAGAAAAGAAAACGGCCAGUCAGCUGUAACCAUGUGGAGAGAGGAUUCUUGAUGGAAGCACUGGGGACGAACAGCCACUCUAACAGGGAGAACCCUUAUCUGCGAUUUGUUUUGGAACAAACAAAAAAACCAGGAUCCUUCGAUGAGGAAAAACACAGAGGAGAGAUGGUAGAGAAUGGCUGCACCUGACCUUCUUGACCCAAAGUCUGCUGCCCACAACUCCAAGCCUCGGCUCUCCUUCUCAGCCAUACCGGUGGUUCUGAAUACUCCAGACGACGAGUGUGACACCCGCACUACUGUGAUGAGGUGGAAAACUGUGUCAGCCAUCUUCUUCCUGGUGGUGCUCUACCUCAUCAUUGGAGCGACAGUGUUCAAAGCGCUGGAGCAGCCUCAUGAGAGUUCCCAGAAACUGGCCAUUCUCGCGGAAAAACUGGACUUCCUGGCCAUGCAUUCCUGUGUGAACUCGUCUGAACUGGAAGAUCUGGUGAAGCAAGUGGUUUCAGCAGUUCGAGCAGGUGUGAACCCAUCAGGAAAUUCCUCCAAUCAGACAAGCCUGUGGGACCUCAGCUCCUCGUUUUUCUUUGCUGGAACUGUUAUCACCACAAUUGGAUUCGGGAACAUCUCUCCUCACACCGAAGGAGGACGGAUCUUCUGCAUCAUCUACGCUCUGCUGGGGAUUCCUUUGUUUGGAUUCCUAUUGGCUGGUGUCGGGGACCAGUUGGGGACGAUUUUUGGCAAGGGCAUCGCCAAAGUGGAGAAGAUGAUUGUGAAAUGGCAAGUCAGCCAAACGAAGAUCCGAGUCAUCUCCACGCUGCUUUUCAUCCUGUUCGGGUGCCUCAUCUUAGUGGCCCUGCCAGCUGUUAUCUUCAAGCACAUCGAAGGCUGGAGCACCCUCGAGUCCAUCUACUUUGUUGUCAUCACCCUCACCACCAUCGGCUUUGGAGACUUUGUUGCCGGUGAAAAAGGUGGGACAGAGGGUCUCGAGUCCCUGGACUUCUAUAAGCCCGUGGUGUGGUUCUGGAUCCUGGUGGGCCUCGCUUACUUUGCGGCUGUGCUCAGUAUGAUCGGAGACUGGUUCCGGGUCAUCUCCAAGAAAACGAAGGAGGAGGUCGGGGAGUUUCGGGCUCAUGCAGCUGAGUGGACAGCGAACGUGUCAGCAGAGUUCAAAGAGACCCGGCGGCGGCUCAGUGUUGACAUCUAUGACAAGUUCCAGCGCGCCGCGUCCAUGAAGCGCAAGCUGUCAUCCGAGCUAGGUGUGAAUGCAUCCAUGAACCAGGAAAUGACCCCUGGCAAGAGGACGCUGUCGGCCAACCUGUGUGAGAACAGGGAUAGUUACCCCAACUUGACUCUUUCCCUCAGUCCUGUGUCGGGGGCCCUGACACGGAACGGCAGCCUCUACCUGAAUGGCCUCAGCCCAGACUACGCUGACCGGCGGGAGAUCGCCAUCAUCGAAAAUCUCAAAUGAGGAGGAGCAUGA
Molecule: messenger RNA, 1716 nt
Organism: Solea solea (common sole)
Lineage: Eukaryota; Metazoa; Chordata; Actinopteri; Pleuronectiformes; Soleidae
Product: potassium channel subfamily K member 2-like
Exons: 7
Coding region: 415-1704 (429 amino acids)
Biological process (GO): potassium ion transmembrane transport; stabilization of membrane potential
Cellular component (GO): membrane
Molecular function (GO): outward rectifier potassium channel activity; potassium ion leak channel activity
Source: RefSeq, a predicted model, not a curated record